This is a messenger RNA of Brassica oleracea var. oleracea, 2097 nucleotides long. Its product is annotated as peptide-N4-(N-acetyl-beta-glucosaminyl)asparagine amidase A-like. Bases 98 to 1900 code for a protein of 600 amino acids. NCBI's taxonomy places the organism in Eukaryota, Viridiplantae, Streptophyta, Magnoliopsida, Brassicales, Brassicaceae. The transcript has a single exon. Gene Ontology annotation, cellular component: vacuole. The record is from RefSeq and is a predicted model, not a curated record.
AAGUAAGAUGCACCUUAUUACAUUAUAUCAUUUGCGUCUUUGACAUAUAACAACUGGAUUACCAGACAGAGACCAAACAAGAUCAGUUCGUACGAUCAUGUCUUCUUCCUCUCUUCCUCCACUCCUCCUCUUCUUCACCGUCUUACUUCUCUCCGCCGUCGCCGAUCACCACGACAAAACCAGAUCUCGCUUCAGACCACCCCACUUCUCCUCCUCUUCUCCCUCCCAAAACGCCACGUCACCUACUCGCUACCUCGAGGUCAAAAAGCCACCCGUCCCCGACUCUCCCUCAACUCAACAACCCUGCUCCCACCAAAUCCUCCACCACGACUUCGCCUACACCUACUCCAAGCCCCCGGUCCUCGCCAACUACACUCUCCCCUCUCACUGCCCUUCCCAACAAUUCUCCAAAAUCGUCCUCGAGCUCAGAUCCACCUGCCGAGGCCGACAGUUCGACCGAAUCUUCGGCGUCUGGCUCGACGGCGCAGAGCUUCUCCGCAGCUGCACCGCCGAGCCUACGCGAAACGGCAUCGUUUGGUCCGUCGAGAAAGACGUCACUAAAUACCACUCCCUCCUCGUCAAGAACCAGACUCAGACCCUCGCUCUCUACCUCGGCAACAUCGUGGACAAAACCUACACCGGCGUUUACCACGUCGAUGUCAUCUUCCAUUACUAUCCACUCGAUUCGAGCCACAUCUCUCCUCCCCGAGCUGAUAUGAUCGUGCCUAUUUCGAGAAGCCUCCCUUUAAACGACGGGCUGUGGUUCGAGAUCUCGAGUUCGAGUGAUUCCAAGCGCAAGGAGAUCAAGAUCCCUAGGAAUGUGUAUAGAGCCGUUCUCGAAGUUUAUGUUUCUUUCCAUGAGAACGAUGAGUUUUGGUAUGGGAAUCUUCCUAACGACUUUAUUACAGCUAACAAUCUUAGUGCCGCUGGUGGUAACGGACCUUUUAGAGAAGUUGUGGUGACUCUCGACGGUAAAGUCGCAGGUGCGGUCUGGCCUUUCCCUGUUGUUUUCACCGGUGGGAUCAAUCCUUUGCUGUGGAGACCCGUGACGGCUAUUGGCUCGUUUGAUCUGCCGAGUUAUGAUAUUGAGAUGACGCCGUUUUUGGGGAGUUUGUUGGAUGGGGAGGGUCAUGAGUUUGGGUUUAGUGUGACUAACGCGUUGAAUGUUUGGUUUGUCGAUGCGAAUUUGCAUCUUUGGUUGGAUCGUGAGAAGGAGGUGGUCGAAGGGGAGGUGCUUGAGGUUAGUAGAAGCUCUCUGGAGAUUAGCUCUGUGUUAGAUUUCAAAGGGUUGAAUGGAGAGUUUAAGACGGAGGCUAAGAGGUUGGUAAGUUUGAAAGGUUUGGUCAAGUCUUCUCAUGGGGAGAUUGUGACCACUUCUCAUCAGGAGUUCAGGUAUGUAAACAAGAUGGUUUUGGGUAAAGAUGGGAGCUUGCAGAUUAUAGAUCAGUUGAUCGAAGGCGAAGACCGUGUUCAAUCCAAGAGAGGGUCAAGGCCAAUCUACGCGGCGAAAUCUAUUAAGAGUUUUCCUUUUUACCUAUACUCUGACUCCUUGGAGCAAGAGACCAAUACGUCUCUGGAGGUUGCUAAUGUGACGAUGGGAUUCAACGAGGAGAGAUCAGAGAGUGAUAAUGGGAUGAUGAGAACGUUUAAGAGCAAGGUGGAGAAUAAGCAAGAAGGGCAAGGGGUGAUGGUGGUGAAGAAUAACUUAGUGGUGAAUGGAUAUGGGGGAACGCAACAAGUGUAUAGCUAUGUUGGAAGUGACCAGUGUUACUUUAGGAACAUUAGUAGCUUCAACUACGAAAUUUUAUAUGACAAGGUUGAAGCUGUUUGCGAGAAGAAUACACUGAAGAUGCCCGAGCAUCUAGCCGGACUAGAGACGUUGACCUCGCUCUUGCUGUGAAUGACAGUGGAGAAAGAAACAUCAUUAAAUAAGUACAGAAGAAGUAUUUGUGUGUUCGUUUCUGUUAUUUUCAGACGAUGUCUCGGUCAGAUUUGCUAUGUUGUAAACUGUCUUCCCUCGUCAUGUUCUAACUUCUAGGCAAAUAGAACCGGUCCGGUUUAUCAGGGGUUAAUGAUUGAUAAACCGGUUAAUUUGAA